Suricata suricatta (meerkat) is the source of this 3232-nucleotide messenger RNA. It is a transcript of the gene ZNF18, whose product is annotated as zinc finger protein 18. Gene Ontology annotation, biological process: regulation of transcription by RNA polymerase II. Gene Ontology annotation, molecular function: DNA-binding transcription factor activity, RNA polymerase II-specific; RNA polymerase II cis-regulatory region sequence-specific DNA binding. NCBI's taxonomy places the organism in Eukaryota, Metazoa, Chordata, Mammalia, Carnivora, Herpestidae. The coding region runs from base 1115 to 2776 and encodes 553 amino acids. The record is from RefSeq and is a predicted model, not a curated record. The transcript is spliced from 7 exons.
CGCGCGCCCGGACGUUUCGGAGGGCGCGGGGGCGGGGCCGAGCGGUCUCGCGGGUAUAGGAGACACCGUUGCCCGGCGCUGGCUCUGCGUCCCGGAGCCUGCGUAUCCCGCCAGACUCCCAGGCCGCGCACCUCGAGUGGUAGCUAAACCGGCUGCUUCCUGUGCCUUCCUGCAGAGGCUGGAAGACAGGGGCCUUCCCUCCCGGGGUGCUGUGGGGCCCGGCGUCGAGGAUACGUGGGUGGGGAGCGCUGCCCGGGCCUCCGGGACGCAGAAUGCCAUCGCCUCUCCCCUAACUCUUUUGCUAUUUGUCCCAGCUGCCAACCAAACCCGCCCCCUGGAAAUCCCGCAACGUUGGGGGCUCCCCUUCCCGGAGCACAGGCCUUGCUUGGAGCUUCCUGGGUUCCAAUUCGGCCACCCCUUGUUGAGCAUCAGCGGUUCCUAAUCCGUCAAGAUUAGCAAUGGCUGGAACAGAGCCUAAUGAGGAGCCGAAACGUAGCUGUUGGAGACAAAAUUACUCCUAAGGCUCCUUGAAGACGGUAAGGCAGACUUUAAUUAGGGGCCCGACCACAACGGGGUUUUGCAGGCACAGAGAGAGAAGUGGAGAACUAGGUAGCCAGGGAGCUCGGCGGGGAGAAUCCGUGAAUGGAAAAUUAACUGCGGAAACACCUGGGGUAAAGGGCCCUAACUGGCCGAACUCACUUGCCUGGAGAUUUGCGGAAGGCAGGCCAGAGUGAUAAGGACUUUGAUCAGGUAUCGGGAAUGGUCAGACGCACAACCUUAGAAUGUAGAAUCUGACCCGCUCUCAAAGAUGAGGGAUUUUCCCUGAACUGGACCCAUCAAGAUUCUUGCUGAAACGGGACUGGAAAGGUCAAGGGCAGAGCUGAAAGGCCAGGCCAAGUCGCAUAGAGGACUCUGAGCUUGACUAGAUUUUACUUAAGGGGAGAGAGUCUUUGUCAAUAGUAGGUACCCAACCAAGGACUACUCGUAUGUAUAUGCAUACCCUGGCUUGCUGUCCCUCUCCAGUGUCCCUGCGAGAGCCUCGGUGAAGGCCUGGUUCUCCGCAGAGGCAGCCCCGCCUGGGACCCACUUCGCGCCCGAGGACCUGCCAAGCCGGAUGAUGCACGCCGACCUGGGGCAGGCCCUGGCCCCGCCGGCCCCGCUGGCGAAGGCUGAGCGCUCCCCGUUGUCCGGAGCAGACGCGGCGUCCGGCAGGGAGCACUCUAACCCCGAGACUGCCCGCCGGCUCUUCAGGCAGUUUCGUUACCAGGUGGCGUCGGGGCCCCACGAGACCCUGAGGCAGCUGCGGGAGCUGUGCGUCCAGUGGCUGCAGCCGGACGUCCACACGAAGGAGCAGAUCCUGGAGAUCCUGACGCUGGAGCAGUUCCUGAGCAUCCUGCCCGGGGAGCUCCAGAUGUGGGUGCGGAUGCAGCGCCCGGGCAGCGGCGAGGAGGCCGUGACCCUGGUGGAGAGCUUGCGGGGGGACCCCCAGAGACUGUGGCGGUGGAUCAGCAUCCAAGUUCUGGGACAAGACAUCUUAUCAGAGAAGAUGGACGCUGCAAGCUGCCAAGUGGGGGAAGUGGGGAGCCAUCUUGGAGUGGUGCCUCUGGAGCUGGGGCCUCGGGACGCGCCUCCUGGGCCCGGGGAGCCGCCCAGCUGUGCCGUGAAAGAGGAGGAGUCAGACAUGGGGCAAGGAUUAGCCAUGGCCGUCGGCGCGCCUGCCGCCAUCCCGGAGGAAAGGCUCUUCGGAGACCAGGCCUUCGGGGCCUCCGUGCUCCAAGCAGCUCCUCAGGAGCAGUGGAAGCACCCGGAUCCCGCCCAGGAGGAGCAGCACUGGGAUGUCAUGCUGGAGACCUACAGGAAGAUGGUGUCCGGAGGCAUUUCGAGUUCCAAGUCCGACCCAACUGAUCCAGCGGAGUGUGGGGAGGAGCUGGCGGGCCGGCGCCGGCCUCUGAGGGAGACGAGCCCAAGACCCCCCUGCUCAGGAGACAGGCCGGAGAACGACAAAGAGAACCUGAAUUUGGAAAACUGCAGGGGCCUGGAGCCUUCCGAUGUCCCCUGCCAUGCCCCAGGGGAGGUGCCUCCCCAGGCCUCCUUGGGUGGCCUCUUCAGUGAGGACGCACCCGGACGCUUUGCAGAAGGGGACGGUCUCUCUCAGGCCCCGGAGAACCUUCAGGGCGAGGGGUCUGCGGGCCAGCUCUCUCCUCAAGAAAGGCAUUCUGGGAGACAGCGUGUGGCCAGUCCGCAUCCAGAAGAACUGUCCCUGCUGUGGCUGGAGGAGGAGAGAGAGGCCUCCCCGAAGGGGCCGCCGAGGGCCCCCAUGGCCCAGAAACUCCCCACCUGCAAGGAGUGUGGGAAGAGCUUUUACCGGAAUUCUCAGCUCGUUUUCCACCAGAGAACCCACACCGGGGAGACGUACUUCCAGUGCCCCACCUGCAAGAAGGCCUUCCUGCGGAGCUCAGACUUCGUGAAACACCAGCGAAUCCACACGGGCGAGAAGCCCUGCAGGUGCCACCACUGCGGGAAGGGCUUCAGCGACUUCUCGGGGCUGCGCCACCACGAGAAGAUCCACACGGGCGAGAAGCCCUACAAGUGUCCCAUCUGCGAGAAGAGUUUCAUUCAGAGGUCCAACUUCACACGGCACCAGAGAGUGCACACGGGGGAGAAGCCCUACCGGUGCCCCUGCUGCAGCAGGCGCUUCAGCUGGAGCUCGAGCCUGGAUAAGCAUCAAAGGUCCCACCUGGGAAAGCAGCCCCUGCAGCAGCCAGCGCUCCCCUAGCCGUCUCUUAAAGGCCAGUCCUGUUCUCUCGGAGGCGGGGUGGGGGGGUGGGGGGGGUGGGUGUGUUUACGGAUUCUAGAGGGGAGUCGCCUGGACAUGGCUUUGGGCCUGGAGGACACCUUGGCCUCUGGGUUGGAUUUCGCAUUGGUUUAAUUUCUUGUCUCUGCACCGGGAGAAGGACUGAUCUUGCUCCUUUGGCCUGUCUCUUGUGGAGCCCUUGGGGAAAAAGUACCACUUGGAGACUCUGUUUGACAAGUGCCGUCUGGGAGGGCUUAACUGGAUUGGCCGCAGCGGUGGCUCAUGGGAAGGGCCUUGGACCAGCUGUGUAGGACGGGGGUUCGAAAGCGGGUCUUCCGACACAGAAGAGCCAGUGAGCUCACGCAUGUUCUUUGUCAUACGGGUGCAAAUCCAACCUCAAGUGUCUCUUGUUCUAAAUAAACAGCUACCCCCUAUCUU